Molecule: messenger RNA, 1712 nt
Organism: Trematosphaeria pertusa
Lineage: Eukaryota; Fungi; Ascomycota; Dothideomycetes; Pleosporales; Trematosphaeriaceae
Exons: 3
Coding region: 144-1547 (467 amino acids)
Biological process (GO): tRNA splicing, via endonucleolytic cleavage and ligation; tRNA-type intron splice site recognition and cleavage
Cellular component (GO): tRNA-intron endonuclease complex
Molecular function (GO): nucleic acid binding; tRNA-intron lyase activity
Source: RefSeq, a predicted model, not a curated record
GGUGUCAAUGGGUGCCCCGAGAAAGAGCUUUGCACUCCACAACCUCACUAUCUCCCUUCGCAAACAUGUGCUCUACCAUCAACAACUAAGGUGGCAACGCUACAUAGCUCUAUUCAUACCAGCACAGCGGGGCUGAGCCGGAUAUGGCGGCGAGCGUUCAGAUUCAAGCGUCGGAUGCGCAGCCGUUGAAAGGCAACUCAUCGCCUCAGAGUCGAUCAAAUACUGAAGUGAGGAAGCCACGGCCAAAGCGCCCUAACUACAAUGAGGUUCAUUCGAAACCUCUUCCUCUUGAAGUCUAUCCGCUUCCCGUAUUCAUUCCGCACAAUCCAAUCUCGAUUGUAAGGAUUGCAAUCACUUUGCUCUCUCAUUCCCUCUGGCCUCCAAGGUCUCACUCAGUCGUCCACAAAGCCUAUUUCUCACCGGAAACGCAAUCCAUCCAUGUCACCGACCCAAAAUCGAUCCGCGCACUGUGGGAGCAAGGCUUCUGGGGCUCUGGCUCGCUCAGUCGAAGUGAGCCUCGAUGGCUCGAUCAAGAGAAGCGAAAGCGGGGCAUUGAGGCCGCGACCACCAGCGAAGAAGUCACUCGAGCCAGGCGGGAAGAGCGUCGACAAUUCAAGCUAGAGAGGGCAAAAGCCCAGCGGGAAGCUAUCGAACAGCAAAUGCGUGAAGAGGGAAAGCUCGAUGCCGAGACAGAUCUUGAAGAGUUAGUGGAGAACGGCAGUGUGACCGAAUCGCCGAGAGGGACGCUGUACCCUGCGGAUGCUGGUGUUCCCUUAGGAGACGUUGCCGCAGUCGAGAACCCUUCCAUCAUCGAAGAAGUUAAUAGAGUUAUCGCUGAGGAGAUGCCGUCCUUCGGUGCAGAGAUUGGGGAUCAAGAACAUCUUCAACUUACGUUCGAAGAAGCGUUCUUCUUGAACUACGUCCUGGGGGUUCUUGACAUCUGCCAGGACGCCGAUCCACCAAAUAAUUCGUCAUACCUUCUACACCUCUUCUGUACCUACUCCGAAUUUCCUCUUCCGUCCCACGCCGAGGCACAUCUACAAAGCUUAUAUUCAUGGCGCGUUGGAGCACUCAGUUGCCCCGAACUUCUUGACCGGUCAGCAGGUUCACCCAUCCCUCCCGACAACCCAUUCCUACUAAAGUACGUCGUCUUUCACCACUUCCGCUCUCUGGGCUGGGUUGUCCGUCCGGGCAUAAAGUUCGCCUGCGAUUAUCUCCUCUAUCUCCGCGGCCCAGCCUUCCACCACGCCGAAUUUGCCAUCAUGAUCGUUCCAUCUUAUUCGCAUCCUUACUGGUCUGAGAGUCCUGAGCGGGUAGCAGAGUGCAAAAAGAAGGAGAAGAAGGAUUGGUGGUGGUUUCACCGCCUAAACAGGGUGCAAAGUCAGGUACACAAGACCCUGAUGCUGGUGUAUGUGGAAAUACCGCCACCCUGGGAUGAGGGCCGCGAAAAGCCGGUCUCGAAGCUAGACGUCGGCAAAAUCUUGAAGAGCUACUCGGUUAGGGAAUUCGUGUUUAGAAGGUGGUCUCCCAAUCGGAAUCGGGAUUGAGUGGCUAGCCGCAAGAAGGCCCCCGCGCAGAACCCUGCUCCACGUUGGCCCACCCUCAAUUCGUGGGCAUCAAUGUCUUCGAAAUGACGUAAGCGACGGUGGUAUUGAUGUACUAGGAUAGAUCCGAAGGCGAUCCACACCACUUCACUGCCGUCGGGAUGGGCA